UGGAGCGGGCGGCGCGGGCGGCGUAGCCCAGCGCGCACGGGGGGGCCGCGGGCAGCGCCGCGCCCGCCGCCGCCGCGGGGCGAGGGCUCCCCGGCCGCCCCCGCCCGGCCAGCCCGCUCCCUGGUACCGGGGGCUGCUGGGGUUGUGUCCAAGGCCUCCCCCUCCCCCGCGUACACACUCACACACACAGACACACGCACACACACUCACACUCACACACACACACACACACACACACACACACCCCAUCUCCUCCUGCCGCCGCCGCCGCCGCCGGAGAGAUCGGGGAUCGCCCGCGGCCCGGCCCCGCUCCCGGCUGCGCCCCGUGCCCGGGCGCAUCGCACCCCGCGGGGGCUCGCCCGGCUGCCCCCGGGGCGGCGUGCGGGAGGGCGGGGGGACACACGGCGGCUCCCGCGGCGGCUCCCGAUGGCUCGUCCGCGGCCCCGAGAAUACAAGGCUGGAGACCUGGUGUUCGCCAAAAUGAAGGGGUACCCGCACUGGCCGGCCCGGAUUGAUGAACUUCCUGAAGGAGCCGUCAAGCCUCCAGCAAACAAAUACCCCAUCUUCUUUUUUGGGACUCAUGAAACUGCGUUCCUGGGGCCCAAAGACCUUUUCCCAUAUAAAGAAUAUAAAGAUAAGUUUGGGAAAUCGAACAAGCGAAAAGGAUUUAAUGAAGGCCUGUGGGAAAUAGAAAACAACCCUGGAGUAAAGUUUACUGGAUAUCAGGCAAUUCAGCAACAGAGCUCAUCAGAAACUGAAGGAGAAGGAGGAAAUACAGCAGAUGCCAGCAGUGAGGAGGAAGGUGAUCGGGUAGAAGAGGAUGGAAAAGGAAAAAGAAAGAAUGAAAAAGCCGGCUCAAAACGAAAAAAAUCCUAUACUUCAAAGAAAUCCUCCAAGCAGUCACGGAAAUCUCCUGGAGAUGAAGAUGAUAAGGACUGCAAAGAGGAAGAAAAUAAGAGCAGCUCUGAUGCUGGGGACGCAGGCAAUGACACAAGAAACACUUCUUCAGACUUGCAGAAAACCAGUGAAGGGACUUAACCAACAUAAUGACUGCUGAAUAUUAAGGGAAAACACAAGAAGGUUACAUGUUUGGUUGUCUAAUAUUCUUGGAUUUGAUAUGAGUCACCACAUCUGUUCAUUAGUACCAUCAACAGCAUCCCAGUUUGUAUGCACAUUAUUCACAUUCCUAUCUGUUGUGUUUGCAGAAAUGACAUUUUUACCCUUUUUUCUAAGGGUUACUUUUUGAUUUUCAUAUUAUUUGGUUGCAUGAAGUUGCCCUUUUCCAGUGGCUGAGGUUUAUGAAGAUAUCGCAUACUUGAACAUGUUUUAGAUUCCUUUUCGAGACAGAAAAGGUAUAACUCCAAAUUAUAUCAUUCUAAAUCAGCAUUUUUUAAACACAACUAAAUCUUAGAAAUGAGUCCCCUCCAUAUAAUGCUACAAUAAUCUUCCACAUACAAACAUAAUUUUAAAUUUUCCUAGAUCCAUUCUUUCUUGGGUUUUGAUCAAUUUAUAACAUAAAAGAAAAAUUCUUCUUCAGUUGAAAUCACCACCAAGUUCAAUAAUGUAAUAAAAUAUCUUUCCUUAUUAGAAGUACCUAGCUAGUUAUACUCUUAAUACUUCUCCAAACCAUGAUGUAAUGUACACUAUCUGACUUAGUUCCUAUAUGUGGAGUUAGUGAAAGUCUUUUGUGUUUCUUUAGAUUAAUACAAGGAUUUUUCCAAUGCCAACACAAUUUGAAAUCAUUCAUUUGGAUGCUUUCCAUUUUUAAGCUUACUGUGAUAUACAGCCCUAUGGGAAACCAAAACAAAACAUCAAUUUUAAAUAAUGAAAGGCUUAAAAAAGGAUGCUGUCAUUCUGGCUUUUUUUUUCCUUUUGGAAAUAGAACUAGACUAGUAAGUAAGCAUUCCAAAUCCAUUACUCUGUGUACAUUAUUGUUGCUAUUGUGAUAAUAGAGAUUUUUAUUUAUUUUUAUGCCAGCUUUUAUUGUGAAAACAUAUUUAGUCUGGUUUUAUCAAUCCUUGUUAUGCUUGUCCUUGGAACAUCUUUUGCGUAUUCAAGGUUUGUAGUUGAUGAGUUUACUGUAAAAAACUAAAAAAAAACCACAAGGAAAAAAAACCAAAAAAAGACCAAAAGAAAACAAAAAGGAAACAAAAAAAAUGUAUUGUUUUUACAGAAUAAAUUUAUUGGAAUGUGUAUUGGGAGUAAGGUUUGAGGUUGUAAGCAACUAAGUUAGCGUCAUAUUUGGCUUCAUACGUGUAAUAAUGUGAGGUAUUAAUGUAAGUCAAGUAUUAAAGCAAAACAUUCUGUUAACAUGAGUUGACCAUAAUAGAUACAAGUGCAGGUGAGAUCUUUAUUUUUUCUGUACUUUGCCUUUUCUGGAUAACAGGAGGUCAUUAAAUUCACCUUGAAUGUAUUCAAAGUUUCUUUCAAGACAUCAGAAGUAACACCAGAGGCUCAGAUACCUGUUUGUGAGCCAGCACGUCCUGUGGGAGCCCGGCAGCUCAGCUGGGUUUGUUUCCCUGGGAAGAAAGAGGCCCUGGGAUGGAGCAAUCCCAAAGCCUAAGGAGCUGCAGCAGGGAUGCUGGGUGCCAACAAGCACUGCCUGAGGUGUGCUGUGGUUGUUUUGGAGCUGCCCCUUUGGCUGCAGGUGUAAAACCUGGGGCCUCUCCUCUGCGUGCUGCUGGGAGCUGCACGGCAGUGUUCAGCAGCAGAGUUACAGCCUGCAUUUCUCAGUGCCCUGGAGGUCCCUUCGUGCAGGGUGCAGCACACAGGCAUGUCAGCUGCUUCCUUGUUACUGAUUAGACUUAAAAGUAAAAUUCUUUCAAUCCAAACACCAAGAAGUCAACACACCCAAAUAAAGUGUUUCCAGUUAAAACGUAUCAGCUAGUUUCAUCUGUGAGAAAGGCACUAGGUGUACUGCUUUUAAUAUAAAUACACAUAGAAGGCAUAGAAAUAGCUGUAAUUGCAAAUAGAAACAUAAGCUGCCCAAACCAAGGUCGCUGUGUUUGCUGCUGCUUGUUUCUGAGCCAGCAGCAUUAGCAAAAGUAGCUGCAGAGACACAGCCAAAACCCCUCCUCUGGAAACGCACGAGCGGCCUGAGCCCAGUGGCUCACGGUCCUGAGCCCUCUGUGCCCAGCCACGAGUGCUGCUGAGCACCUGCUGGGCUUCAAGCAGGGGAGCAGUCCUUGCAGAAGUGAUUCCUGAAGAGAAUUAACAAAACUAUAUGAUUUGCUUAUCAUAUAUGGAGUCUUACUAUAAGAGUUGAUUGCUUCUUAAAAGAUUUCUUGGGAUUUUUAACAAGGUCGACCCACAAGACAUACUUUUUGACAAAUAAAACAUGUGCAUGUGACAGA
This is a messenger RNA of Onychostruthus taczanowskii (white-rumped snowfinch), 3353 nucleotides long. It is a transcript of the gene HDGFL3, whose product is annotated as HDGF like 3. Gene Ontology annotation, cellular component: nucleus. The transcript is spliced from 6 exons. The record is from RefSeq and is a predicted model, not a curated record. Lineage: Eukaryota; Metazoa; Chordata; Aves; Passeriformes; Passeridae. Gene Ontology annotation, molecular function: double-stranded DNA binding; transcription coregulator activity. Gene Ontology annotation, biological process: regulation of transcription by RNA polymerase II. The coding region runs from base 427 to 1038 and encodes 203 amino acids.